AUGGCGACGCACAAAGCCUCCUACAUCACGAUUGAUCAGUAUGAAUUCCCCAGGGGCAGCAAAGGAGUUGGAACGCUGGUUUGCGCAGCCUUGAUGGUACUGUCUACCCGGAGGAAGUUCAUCGAGCCAGGCUCACUCAUACACGAUCACAUCUUGGCUCGAAGCGCGAAGGCCGCCAAACACUCCAAGCUUGUGCAAGAUAUUCUCUUUUACCUCUUCUUUGGAGUCCAUGGCGUCGAAACCGUCUGGUUUGGUCUGAUCCAGCUGAAGAAACACAACGUCAAAAUCUUUAGCCUGCUCGGAGUUCAGUGGCUAGCUACGGUCUUUGCUGGAGGCGUCUUCGCCACAAACCAUUGGGCUGAGGUGGUUGAGAAGAAGGAGGUUCAGGUUCUCAAGGAGAUUUGA
Molecule: messenger RNA, 405 nt
Organism: Capronia epimyces CBS 606.96
Lineage: Eukaryota; Fungi; Ascomycota; Eurotiomycetes; Chaetothyriales; Herpotrichiellaceae
Exons: 1
Coding region: 1-405 (134 amino acids)
Source: RefSeq, a predicted model, not a curated record